UUUUUCUUUCUUUUCCGCACCCACCAAAACACACACACUCUCUCUCUCCUCUUUCUCUCUCUAAUCUCUAUCCAUCGUUUUAACUCUAAAACCCUAACACCAACUUCAGAUCUGCUUCCACAUUCGAUUUCUGAGUUCUUAAUUCCUCUGUUCUAUGCUUGUUCUACACUCUCAAUCUUCUCUGUAGCUAUGCAUUUCUAGUUGUGGUAGCAGCUGCUUAAAUGGCGAGCUCCGACCCUAGCAAGAAGCCCCGACCCGGACCAUGGCCACCCGCACCCGAUUCCGCCGCAAUGCCGCCUUCCUCCUGGGCUAAGCGCACUGGUUUCCGUCCUAAAUUCUCCGGCGAGACUAAUGCCAGUGACUCCGGUCAAAUUACCACUUUGCCCCUUCCCCCGGCUCAACCUCCGGUCCAGGAACAGGCUCAGGCGAAGCCCAAGCAACCGGAUAGUAACCUGGACCUUGAAGCUGGGCCGGUUGCCCCGAGGCAGGGCCCCACUUCCAACGGAGAGGCUGUAGUUGCGAGGGAUAGGGCGAAAGAGAAGGAUAAGGAGCUUACGCCGCCUGUGAGGAAACGGAGGGAAUCAGACGGCGGGAAGAAUUUGGGGGCGAACGGGCUGCCCACGGCUGGGGAGGGUAGUCGAAGAGCGAGGAAUGACGGAGCUGCCACGGUGGAUGUGCUGCCGCAGUCGCUGGACGACGAUGGGUUUAUUUCGAGGAAUUCGCACAUGAAAUACGAGCUUAGAGAUAGCCCUGGCCUUGAUUCUGUUGUUGCAUUAUUAAAAGUCAAGAUAAUGAGCCCUUUAAUCACUUUUUAUCGGUUAUGUAAUGAUGGCGGAACGGAAGAUACAGCAAAUGUCGUUUCCACUGUGCUAUUCACUUCGGGAAUGACGACGCUUUUGCAUAUAUCGUUUGGGUCAAGAUUACCCUUGAUACAGGGUCCUUCCUUUGUUUAUCUUGCUCCUGUACUUGCAAUUAUCAACUCUCCAGAAUUUUUGGGGCUUAACGGAAAUAAUUUCAAGCACAUAAUGAAAGAGCUACAAGGGGCUAUAAUAAUUGGUUCAGCUUUUCAGGCCUUCUUGGGAUACAGUGGUUUGAUGAAAAUAUUACUAAGGUAUGAGUUUAUUUCAUCAUAUAAUUAUACAAUAUUUUAUAUCUUAACUCGCAUGCCACCAUUUAUUUGUUCGCUUGGAAUUUCUUCUAGUCCGGUAAGUAAUCUGAUUUCAAAUUUCGCUUAGAAGGAUUAUUUUUGUUCAAAACUGGGACUCGAUAUAUGGUAAAAAAAAUUUACUUAGAACCAACAAAAUUUUUAGCUUGAUUCUGCGAGUCGGGUUGAAAUAUACGCUUUAGUGCGCUUUUACUGAAUAAAAUAGUUCAAUAAAGAUAGUGAAUUUUUGGAAUAGACAAUCGUUGCAAUGAAAAGCAAAGGGCAACUGAUUG
Erythranthe guttata (spotted monkey flower) is the source of this 1437-nucleotide messenger RNA. Lineage: Eukaryota; Viridiplantae; Streptophyta; Magnoliopsida; Lamiales; Phrymaceae. The record is from RefSeq and is a predicted model, not a curated record.